Messenger RNA from Lacerta agilis (Sand lizard), 2149 nucleotides. RefSeq names its product coiled-coil domain containing 47 (gene CCDC47). Gene Ontology annotation, cellular component: endoplasmic reticulum. NCBI's taxonomy places the organism in Eukaryota, Metazoa, Chordata, Lepidosauria, Squamata, Lacertidae. Gene Ontology annotation, molecular function: calcium ion binding. Bases 111 to 1556 code for a protein of 481 amino acids. Gene Ontology annotation, biological process: endoplasmic reticulum calcium ion homeostasis. The record is from RefSeq and is a predicted model, not a curated record. The transcript is spliced from 13 exons.
CGCGUACCUUACGGGAGGAGGAGGAAGGAAACCGCGAGCGUAAAGUCCGGUAGGCCGGCGAGCUGGGCCUCGGGAACGUCGUUGUAGCGGCAGCGCCGGCCUCAGCAACAAUGAGAAGCGUGUGCUUCGUGGUGGCUGCUCUCUUCAUCCCAUGGGGCCUCGCUUGGGCAAAGUUCGAUGAGUUUGACGACGGCGAUGACAUUGUGGAAUAUGAUGAUAAUGACUUUGCUGAGUUUGAAGAUGUGAUAGAAGAUCCUGUGACCGAAUCUCCCCAGCGGGUUGUCACGACCGAAGAUGACGAGGAGGAGGCCACUGUUGAGCUUGAAGGUCAAGACGAAAAUCUUGACUUUGAGGACGCUGAUGCGCAGGAAGGUGAUACAGAGAGUGAACCUUACGACGAUGAAGAGUUUGAAGGCUAUGAGGAGAAACCUGAUGCAUCUCCUGGCAAGAGUAAAGAUCCUAUAACAAUUGUUGAUGUCCCUGCCCACCUCCAAAAUAGCUGGGAGAGUUACUACAUGGAAAUCUUAAUGGUGACGGGGCUGCUUGCUUACAUCAUGAACUACAUCAUUGGGAAGAAUAAGAACAACCGCCUGGCUCAGGCCUGGUUCAAUAGUCACCGGGAGCUGCUUGAAAGUAACUUUGCCCUUGUUGGGGAUGAUGGCACAAAUAAAGAAGCCACAAGCACGGGCAAGCUGAACCAAGAGAACGAACAUAUUUAUAACCUGUGGUGCUCCGGGAGGGUGUGCUGCGAGGGCAUGCUUAUACAGCUCAAGUUUCUCAAGAGACAAGACUUGCUGAACGUUCUUGCUCGCAUGAUGAGGCCAUCCUGUGACCAAGUGCAAAUAAAAGUUACCAUGAAUGAUGACGACAUGGAUACCUACGUGUUUGCUGUUGGGACAAGAAAAGCUUUGGUGCGGCUUCAGAAGGAAAUGCAGGACCUGAGUGAGUUCUGCAGUGACAAACCCAAGACCGCAGUGAAGUAUGGGCUGCCAGAGUCAUUGGCUAUCCUGUCUGAGAUGGGUGAGGUCACAGAAGGAAUGAUGGAUACCAAGAUGAUCCAUUACCUCACCCAUUACGCUGACAAGAUUGAGUCCGUCCAUUUUUCGGACCAGUUUUCCGGUCCAAAACUUAUGCAAGAGGAAGGUCAGCCUUUGAAACUGCCUGAAACUAAAAAGACACUAUUGUUUACUUUUAAUGUGCCUGGGUCAGGCAACACCUCCCCAAAAGAUAUGGAAGCUCUGCUGCCUCUGAUGAACAUGGUUAUUUAUUCCAUUGACAAAGCAAAAAAAUUCCGUCUGAACAGAGAGGGCAAACAAAAAGCGGAUAAGAACAGGGCACGUGUAGAAGAGAACUUUCUGAAACUGACUCAUGUGCAAAGACAAGAGGCCGCUCAGUCCCGCCGGGAGGAGAAGAAACGGGCCGAGAAAGAGAGAAUAAUGAAUGAGGAAGAUCCAGAGAAGCAGCGCCGCUUGGAGGAGGCUGCUUUGCGGCGUGAGCAGAAGAAACUUGAGAAGAAGCAAAUGAAAAUGAAGCAAAUCAAAGUGAAAGCCAUGUGAAGAACAAAGCUGCAAGAAACCUCUUUCUUGGUGCCAACCCUAGAAUUGCAAUUUGCUUCCUACAAUGAACUAAUUAUAUUCCUGACCUUAAUCAUUGCCCAUUAAGAACCACUUCUGACACUAGCCUUUGUUGCUCAUGGGAUUAUGUUCAAAGCGUUUCUGUGAAUGUGUACAUGUGGUAAGGUUUGUUAGAGCGCCAAGGAGCUUUUCCUGGGUGAAUCGCAGGAUUUUUCCUGGAAACGUUGCGUGGGUCAUCAGUUCUGAUUUAACUUCCACAUGUGCCUGCGUGCACUGGGUUGCUUCAAAAAGUGAUCCCAUAAACACCAAAGUUACAUUUCAGUCGGCAGCAAGCGAGGUGUUCUUUGCAUUGACACUCCCAGCAGGUAGGAUACAACCCUGAAGCCCACUUCAGUCCCCCUUGGUGUGUGGGACUGGACUGCUAAUAAAUAUUUUCAGGGUUGCAGCCACUGUUCUGGUUUUAUGUACAUGCAGAUGUGUAUAUAGAGAGCUUUGCAAUUGUCUUCCAUGUUGUUGGAUUGUUCAUUUUACCCUACUUGCUUGGGAAUUGGAGAAAAUUGCAAUAUUCCUUGGAA